UGGUGACUGCUUUGCCUGUGGGGCGCAUGCGCAGUAGGGCAGCUAGGCGUGCGUACCGAGUUCCUGCUGCUGUGGUGGUUUGUGUUCCUGCCAUGAGAUUCUCGCUGCCGUUGUUGACCCUGCUGCCGCUCCUUCCCGGUCCGUGGAUCGAGCUAGGGAAUGGUCAGGUGACUAACAUGGUUCAGCUACCAGGUGGGAGAUUCCAGAUGGGAACAAAUUCACCAGAUGGCAGAGAUGGUGAAGGACCUGUUCGGGAAGUGACAAUAAAACCUUUUGCCAUUGACAUAUUUCCUGUCACCAAUAAAGAUUUCAGGGAGUUUGUCAGGGAGAAAAAGUACCGGAGAGAGGCUGAGAAGUUUGGGUGGAGCUUUGUCUUCGAGGACUUUGUCUCCGACGAGCUUAGAAACAAAGCAACUCAGCAGAUGAAGCCUGUUCUUUGGUGGCUUCCAGUGGAAAGGGCUUUCUGGAGACAGCCUGCAGGUCCUGGCUCCGGCAUCCGAGAGAGACUGGAGCUCCCCGUGGUACAUGUGAGCUGGAAUGAUGCUCGUGCCUACUGUGCUUGGCGGGGAAAACGGCUGCCCACCGAGGAGGAGUGGGAGUUUGCAGCCCGAGGGGGCUUGAAGGGUCAGGUUUACCCCUGGGGAAACCAGUUCCAGCCAAACCGCACCAACCUGUGGCAGGGCAAGUUCCCCAAGGGUGACAAGGCUGAGGACGGCUUCCAUGGAGUCUCCCCAGUGAAUGCCUUCCCCCCACAGAAUAACUAUGGGCUCUAUGACCUCGUGGGCAACGUGUGGGAGUGGACUGCUUCACCAUACCAGGGUGCUGACCAGGACAUGCGUGUCCUGCGGGGGGCAUCCUGGAUCGACACAUCUGAUGGCUCCGCCAAUCACCGGGCCCGGGUCACCACCAGGAUGGGCAACACUCCAGAUUCAGCCUCAGACAACCUAGGCUUCCGCUGUGCUUCCGGUAUAGGCCGACUGCCUGGGGAGCUGUGAGCAGCCAUGCAGAGCCAAGGAGAAGACCCCCCCACCCCGGGGUACCUGUGCUGCUCCCUGGCCACAUUCCAAAGAUAGCCAAACUCAAGCUCUUCACCCUCAGCCUCAGGAGUGACUGCCUUCCCUUCCCCCAUCCCUUUGUGACAGAUACCUCUUAUGGGGCAGGAGAGACCUCUGACCUCAGAGGAGGCCACUGUCUCUUGGUGAAGGGGCCCAACUCACUGAUUGUGGCAGGGAGCUGGGUGUUUCUCUUAGAGGUCAAAUAUUAAACAUAUAGGGGCCAAAUUCUUUAACAAGUGAGGCAGAGUACUCCUAAAAGUAGUUUGUUAAAAAAAUUUAAAUCUGUUCCCUCCCCCUAUCUCAGUGUCUGAUUCAGGGAUCUGGUGGUAUUUUCUCAGGGUAGAAUUUCCCCAGUUCUCUGUUUUCCCAGCAAAUUGCUGUAGAAAAAAAAAUGCUUCCUUCAUUUGUCUCAUUUAUAGUGCUUUAUGUGCUUCUGAAGGAACCCGAUUCCCACUAGCUGUAUGUGAAAUGCAGUAACAUGGACUCUUUAAGGCACAGCAUCAGUCUUUAAAGGGCCAGGAGGCCAAAUUGUGAAUCGUGAAGUCACAAAGUAAUAGUCUUCCAGAAAGACAAAUGUGAGAUGUUUCCCUUUCUAUUGUUAAUUACGUAAGGGCUUCUAUAUGCUUCUAGAAAACUGUCCCCUUGAGAAGAACCUGCUCCCAUGGACGUUGUGAGGCCAGUAAAGUCUCCCAUGAUGGUG
Phyllostomus discolor (pale spear-nosed bat) is the source of this 1755-nucleotide messenger RNA. It is a transcript of the gene SUMF2, whose product is annotated as sulfatase modifying factor 2. The coding region runs from base 27 to 995 and encodes 322 amino acids. Gene Ontology annotation, cellular component: endoplasmic reticulum. The transcript has 9 exons. The record is from RefSeq and is a predicted model, not a curated record. NCBI's taxonomy places the organism in Eukaryota, Metazoa, Chordata, Mammalia, Chiroptera, Phyllostomidae.